AAUGUUUACAUUGGAUGCACCGAGAAACCAAUUAACUUUGAAGUAUAUUGACAGAAUUUGCAUAAUUUCCAUGUUAUUUACAGACUAAUUUGUUUUGAAAGAUGUCUGCAUCUGGUGAUUACGAGAGGUCAGACAGAGAGUUUCACGACCCUACUCAUGAUUUCCAAGGUCGUAAUGUUGGCAGAACAGAUACCCCAGAAACUAUGCUAACAGAUUAUCCUUUAAGACCAGGUCCUGAUAUUUCUAUUGUAUGUGAAAAAUGUAAAUCGUUUAUUGCACUACCUCAGUUGAAGGACCAUAGACAGUUCCAUUAUGCCUUAACCAAACUAAGGUAUGGACUUGAAGAGCCAAAGAAUUCAGAUGUUCUGUUGAAGCGUAGAAAUUUUGUGCUGAGGAAAAUGAAAGCCACAGCAACUAAAGAUAAACCUGUCACUCCGCAGCAAAUUGAAGAGAUUAACGAGGCGUACGAAUAUUUAAAAGCCGUUCUGGAUGGAAAUUACGAGGAAUUCAGGCAAGUGAGAGAAGACGUCAAUGCGCAGGUUGGUGGCGUAUCAUUAAACUGUAGUCCCGACUGCGUUUAUGCCGUCGGAAUGGCAGCAAGUGCCAAUGAGAGAUGGAAGUCGUACAUGGAAGACGCUAGAACAUUCCAAGACUGUUUCGGAGAGGAUAAACAUAAAUGUUUUCUUGGGUUAUAUGAUGGUUACCAUGGGAGAUUUGCAGCGGAGGUUGCAGCUAGUGAGCUACAUAAACUACUGCUUAGUGAAAUGAUUAAAUUUGAUCCUCGCACAAAAUCCGUUGUUGCGGGAAAUUUAUUAGGUGACUCGGAUAUAUCACAUUACAAUUUUGAAAGACCCGAUACAAAACAGAGUGAACGGGCAAUGCUUUAUGAUGAAAGUGUUGGAAUUAUUCAAAAUAUCAUCAAUAUUUGUGAGGAUAAGUACAAUGAUUUGAUAAAGAAAAUGGACGACACGCCGGAAAACAGCGUGAAAGUCGAGGACGAGACACCAAGGAAAAAGAAAAAGAAGUCGCCUUUUGAGCGUAAAAUGGAGAAUGCAUUUUCAAAGGCGUACUACCUGCUGGAUAUUUUAUUGUCAUAUGGUAAAGAUGAGAAUUCAAAGAUAAGAUGGAGUGGUUGCUCCGCUGCUACUUGUGUUAUUCAGGAUUUGCCGAAAGACGAAAUAGGUAAAGACAGUAGUGAAGUGAACGAUGAAGAUGAAAGUGUAGUGAGUGGACUUGCUAGUGGUCUAGAACCUCCUAAAACUGUAGGGACUAUCCAUAUAGCUAAUGCAGGUAACGUGCAUGCAGUUUUAGUACGUGGAAACAGAGCCUACUCUUUGACCAAAGAUCAUACACCGAACAAUGCAAAAGAGAAAAAUAGAAUCAUUAAAGAUGGAGGCACACUAAGUGACAGCACUAAGGAGUGUCGGGUGAAUGGAGUUCUCCUAACAACGAGAGGUCUUGGUAACCAUGGUGACAAACCUCUCAAGAGAUGUGUGAUUGUUGAGCCAUAUACCACAAGUGCACCAGUAGACCAGUACGCUCAGUUUCUAAUUUUAGCAUCACGAGGAGUAUGGGAAGUGUUCUCUGAAAAAGAGGCUGCAUCACUGCUGAUUAAGCUUCUGCCGAACAACCAGAUUCCAGCCCCAAGCAAGGUGAACUCAACCAUCCGAACCCUAUUUGAUGAAAUGAAACGUCCUUCAUCCCAGGAGUCCAAUUCUCGUAAGGUUUCCUUCUCCAGUAACAGAUCGUCCUCACCAAAGAAGAGCUCAGAGUAUGUGUUUGGUAAUAGACAGAGAAGUGCGACCUUGGCCUCUGUUGCUGAAAACCAGCAAGAGGACGGAAGUAACAAGUCAGGUCAAGGGUCAGAGGUCAAAGGUCAAGGAGAAAGUCAACUUUUCAAAAUGAGUUCAUCAUCUGAUGAAAAAACAGGAAAAGUAGGAAAUGGAUCUAGACCAGGUAGUGGAAUAAAUAACAGGUCAGAAAAUGAUACUUCAAAGGAGUCAGGCGAGAAAAAAUCAGCAGACGGAAAAACAAAUCAGAGCCAUUCAACACCAACAGGGUCACCUUCGAAAGAAUCUAGUAAUAAAAGAUCUCGUCGGUAUGUCGACGCAGAUAUGCAGACGGAGAUUGGCAGUCGUAAUGGCGAUGAUUCGGAUGAUUCUGGAAACGAGGCUGAUAUCGAUUCGUAUUUAGAAAAUAUAUCGUUCCCUGGUGGCAUUUCUAGAAUAUCAAUGGUUGAUGGUCCCCCGUCCCGAGAGCAGAUACAGCGUAGACAGGCCCAGAUUAUGGCGGAGCAUUUAGUCCAGGCGGCACUUCUUGCUGGGGCCAAGGACAAUGUUACGGCCAUGGUUGUACUUUUACCGGGAAGUGGACUCUGAAUAUAGAGUGAAACAAUGCUAAGUUGCUGUUCUAAACUGAUAUUCUAUUUGCUAUUGUUAUUUAUGUUUCCGUUAAAGCUUUAUGCAUUUUAUUUGAUACAUUAUGUGGUAUAUAUUAUUAGAGUCACUUUAAGUUAAAGGCACAUUAUGCCUCAUAAAUCCAUAUACUUUUAAUUCUUUAGAAAUAUCAAAAAUAUGAUUAAAAAUGUUUAGAUAAUAAAUGUAUUAAGUGCAUAUAGGAUGUUUUACAUCUGACAAAAAGUACCGCUGAACAUGAAGUUAUGUGUCGUAAAGGUAUGAAAAUGUAUGAAGUAGUAUUUUGACUUCCAUACAAAAUACUAAUUCACUAUAAUUAUACCAAUUGCCAACAGAACUAAAGAUGCAAAAGAUAGUUCAUGUAUAUAGCAAAUGAGUAAGUUUUUGAAAACCAGUGUCAACUGGAUACCAAAAAUGAACAUUUUUUGAGAAAUAAAAAUGAUAGCAUUUCUUAGGCAUAAUGGGCCUUUAAUUAUGUAAAUUUUGUUAUUAUACAUGUUCCAUGUUUAUAAUGUAUUAUAUUGGUGUAAAUAAGGUUUGUUUCUGUUUUUCUAUAAUCAGGGUACGACUAACUUAGUAUUAGACAAUAGUUUAUUUAAUUAAUUAUUUUUCAUAGAAUUUAUAUUUAUAAUUAUUUAGUUAUAAUUGUUUUUUAUGAGCAAAUUCAUACAGUAUUAUAAUUUAUUUUUUAGUAACUGUUGAAACCUUGACAUCUCUGUGUAUUAAUUAAAAUCAUACUGUCAAAAAAAUGAUGAAUUCUUUUAUGGAAGGUUGCGAUUAAACAAGCAGCUGGUGGUUGCUGAUGAUUCUGUCUUGAUGUAAACUUACAUCUGAUAUAAUGCAUAAAUGUUUCCCGGACUCGUAUUUUAUUGUAAGCUGACAAUUCAAAGAAUUCUUAAUGUUAUGAGAGAAGCUUCAUGAUAUUACAUUAUCUUCUGAUUGUAUUCUCUUGAAACUUCACACAUAUCUUUAAGAUCAUAAUGUUAGGUUAUUAUCCAAGAGCCAUAACUUUAUUAUCCAAGAGCCAUAACUCUAUCAUGGGUUUUUAAUAAAAGAUAUGCAUAUUUGUGAUCAUAGAAAAUCUAUUGUUAUGUCUUUACAUGCUAUCUCCUCAAUCCUUGAAGGAUUGAAGUUUAUCACUUGAAACUCUACACAUAUCUAGGAUUGAAAUUAUAGGUCAUUUUCCAAGACCCAUAACUCUAACAUGGGUUUUGACUUUAUCAUACCCCUUUGUAAAUUUAAAAGAUUUCUUGUUGAUGGGGCUUUUUACAUUUUGUCCCUCGGAACCAUUUAAGGUAUUUAUUUGAAUUUUCACUUGUCAUCAGUAACAUUUUUGUAGGACAUUGAUCAAGAUUUUUUAAAUUAACAAAAAGGGUAUAAUGCAAUAAAAACUAAUGAAUUUUGAUUGAAUUUUACCCUUUUUGUGAAUUUAAAGAAUUCCUGCAUGGGCCUUUGUUUUCCUAUUAAGCACUGAAAAUAGUCAAGUACUCCCUUCAUCUUAUAUUGACCUUAUAAUUCUUGUGAUAUUUCUAUUUAUUUUAUCUUUUUAUUUUAAAAAGAAUCUGUGAUACAGUGUGAUAGUUCAUAGGUAUAAAAUAUUUUGUUUUAAUAGUGUUAACAUGCUUAUCUCCCUUUAAGUUUGUCUUUUUUAUGCAGUCUUGGUGCUUUUAGGCAAAUAUAAUUUUAUGUUUAUGAUUUUAUAACAAAACUUUAAGACUUGUGAUAAUAAAUA
Ruditapes philippinarum (Manila clam) is the source of this 4146-nucleotide messenger RNA. Its product is annotated as protein phosphatase 2C-like domain-containing protein 1. The coding region runs from base 102 to 2378 and encodes 758 amino acids. The transcript has 8 exons. Gene Ontology annotation, molecular function: protein serine/threonine phosphatase activity. The record is from RefSeq and is a predicted model, not a curated record. NCBI's taxonomy places the organism in Eukaryota, Metazoa, Mollusca, Bivalvia, Venerida, Veneridae. Gene Ontology annotation, biological process: protein dephosphorylation.